Messenger RNA from Penicillium canescens, 2805 nucleotides. RefSeq lists its product as uncharacterized. The transcript is spliced from 5 exons. Bases 1 to 2805 code for a protein of 934 amino acids. Gene Ontology annotation, molecular function: beta-mannosidase activity. Lineage: Eukaryota; Fungi; Ascomycota; Eurotiomycetes; Eurotiales; Aspergillaceae. The record is from RefSeq and is a predicted model, not a curated record. Gene Ontology annotation, biological process: carbohydrate metabolic process; glycoprotein catabolic process.
AUGCAUCUCUGGAAGCAGCUCGUGCUAGCUGCGCUUCCGUGUCUCCCAUCUGUUUUUGGACAGAGUGUUUUGGAUCUUAGCGGCGAUGGAUGGACGGUUAGUAGCAAGGCGCUGAAUAUUAGCGUUCCUGGUCGUGUUCCUUCGCAAGCACAUUUAGAUCUAUUUGCUGCUGGUGCUAUUGAUGAUCCUUAUUAUGGGCUGAACGACUUCAACUUGCGUUGGAUUGGUAACAACAAUUGGACUUAUACAAGCAAACCAAUCCAAGGCUUGUCAAGUAAGUCCAAGUCGUCUUGGCUUGUAUUCAAUGGACUAGACACCUUCACAACAAUCGAAUUUUGCGACCAGUUCAUUGGCACCACCGAUAACCAGUUCCGUCAAUACACCUUCGAUAUCUCCGGUGCUUUGAGUAAAUGCAAAGGCUCGCCAACUGUGUCCAUUAACUUUGGAAGUGCCAUCAAGAUUGCCAACGAGAUUGCUGCCCAGCCCGAUGCUCCAGAAUGGCCCGCCGGAGUUCAAGGAACAUUUGAGUUCCCUAACCGCUGGUUCAUCCGCAAAGAACAAUCCGACUUUGGCUGGGAUUGGGGCCCAGCCUUCUCACCAGUUGGACCAUGGCAAAAUGCCUACCUCGUACAGUUCGAACGCGAGGAAGGUGCAUACGUUCUCAAUACCAACCUUGACAUCUAUCGAAAGAACCAGGUCAACCAUGUCGCGCCCGAUCAGAGCCAGCCGUGGGUUGUAAAUGCCAGUAUCGACUAUCUCGGCUCUCUUCCGAGUAAACCGUCCAUGGCCAUUGAGAUCAAGGAGCUUGAGUCGGGCAAGGUACUGAAGUCUGGAUCACUGGACAAUGUUGUCGUGACUGGACGGACUAUCACCGGUAAGACCAUGGUCGACGCAGAUGCAGCCAACCUCUGGUGGCCUACAGGCCUAGGCAAGCAGAACCUGUACAAUGUCACAGUUACAAUUCAGGAUAUCCAUCAAGACCUGGCGAGUGUCACUAAGCGCACUGGAUUCCGUACCAUCUUCCUCAAUCGAUCAAACAUCACCGAAGAACAAUUGGCUCAUGGUAUUGCUCCAGGUGCCAAUUGGCAUUUCGAGGUCAAUGGCCGUGAAUUCUACGCCAAAGGAUCCAAUCUCAUUCCGCCGGAUGCUUUCUGGCCCCGAGUUACCGAGGCCAAGAUGCAGCGACUGUUUGAUGCGGUUGUCGCCGGAAAUCAGAAUAUGCUUCGAGUCUGGGCUUCUGGUGCUUACCUUCCGGACUUCAUGUACGAUCUUGCGGAUGAGCGCGGUGUAUUGCUAUGGAGUGAGUUCCAAUUCAGCGACGCUCUCUAUCCGACAGAUCAACCGUUCUUGGACAAUGUUGCGGCUGAGGUUGUCUACAAUGUGCGCCGCGUCAACCAUCAUCCCUCGCUUGCGUUGUGGGCUGGUGGAAAUGAGAUCGAAAGCUUGGAAUUACCAGAAGCCGAAGAAAAGGCACCGGAACAAUACGCCGACUACGUGGGUGACUACGAGCAUCUCUUCAUCACAUUAAUCCUUCCUCUGGUUUACGAGAAUUCACGAUCAAUUUCAUACAUGCCCAGCAGCACCAACAAUGGUUUCCUGGAAGUCGACCUCUCCGCGAAAAUCCCUAUGGUUGAGCGCUACAAGAAUGGCACAGACGCCGAGGGAUAUUACUACGGAGAUACUGACUAUUAUAACUACGACAGCAGUGUAGCCUUCGACUUCGACGGCUACCCAGUGGGAAGAUUCGCCAACGAAUUCGGCUACCACAGCAUGCCAAGUCUACAAACCUGGCAGCAAGCCGUAGACGACGAAGACCUCCAUUUCAACAGCAGCACGAUCAUGCUCCGAAACCACCACUAUCCUGCAAAUGGUCCCGAUACCCACAACUACAAGAACACAUCCAUGGGCAUGGGAGAAAUGACCCUAGCAGUGCAGAGAUACUACCCAACCCCCAACAAGCACGACUCCGUCGCCAACUUCAGUGCGUGGUGUCAUGCAACACAGCAUUUCCAGGCAGAUAUGUACAAGUCCGAAAUCCAAUUCUACCGUCGCGGUAGUGGAAUGCCAGAGCGCCAGCUCGGCUCUUUGUAUUGGCAGCUAGAGGAUAUCUGGCAGGCACCGACAUGGGCUGGGAUCGAGUACGACGGCCGCUGGAAGGUGCUUCAUUAUGUUGCUCGUGACAUCUUCCAACCUGUCAUCGUAUCUCCUUUCUGGAACUCUUCUACCGGUGAUUUGGAUAUCUAUGUUACAUCGGACCUUUGGGACACUGCUCGUGGAACUGUGAAUUUUACUUGGGUUGACUUGUCUGGCAAGCCGAUCUCAGGGAAUGCCGGGACGCCUAAGAACAAGCACUUCUCUGUUGGGGCUCUGAAUACUACUAAUAUCUACUCGACUAACUUGUCGAAACUCUCUCUGGCGAAUACGCGGGAUGCUGUUUUGCUUAUUGAUUUGAUUGCUCAGGGUCAUCUUCCCAAUGCUGAGAGUGAGGCUUUGACUACUUUCACGCACCGGAAUCAGUUUACACCUGUCUAUCCUAAGGAUCUAGAGCUCAGGGAUCCUAAGCUCAGUCUAUUGCAUGAUGCCAAGACCGGUGCAUUCACUGUUGAGGCGAAGAGCGCGGUCUCGCUGUAUACAUGGAUCGACUAUCCUGCUGGUGUGGUGGGAUACUUUGAGGAUAACUCGUUUACUUUGGUCCCUGGCGAGAAGAAGACUGUUAAGUUUGUUGUGCAGAAGGAUGAGACUGGUGGGAAGUGGGUGGAUGGUGUUACUGUGCGAAGCAUGUGGGAUCAAACCACCCGGUCCUGA